This is a messenger RNA of Emiliania huxleyi CCMP1516, 372 nucleotides long. RefSeq lists its product as hypothetical. The transcript is spliced from 5 exons. Lineage: Eukaryota; Haptophyta; Isochrysidales; Noelaerhabdaceae. The record is from RefSeq and is a predicted model, not a curated record. The coding region runs from base 1 to 372 and encodes 123 amino acids.
AUGCAGUCGCCCAGCAGCAGCCGCCAGGGGCUGCUCGGCCUGACAGGCGCCUGGAUCACCGCGCACCUCAUCGACGGCAGCGUGCACCUCGGCUUUGUGCACGCUGUGGACCCCGAGACGGGCAACGUCGUGCUCCUCCGGCCCGAACCGGCCGGCCCGCCCGGCGCCGUGCUGCCAAUGGUACUGCUGCAUGACGCCAUCGCGGAGGCGCUCCGGCGGCAGCGCAUCCCCUUCCAGCUGGAGGGGUGCGGAGGGGAAGACUUGCUGGUGCUCGGUUGCCUGCGCUGCGUCCCGCCCUACAAUGCGAGGGCGGUCUCGUGCGAGAACGAGAUCGUGCUCAGCCGGUUUACGGAGCUGCUGGCCGGUGUGUGA